AUGCCCUCUCCAUCACAUCCUGACAACAAUGAGGAUGUUUCUCAGAAGCCUGCUGUAAAGAGGGACGAUGAUGAUACCAGUUUUGAACGAGACGCUCGAUCUCGCAGUAGGAAAUCGUCUUCCUCUCAUCGGCGUGAUGACAAUAAAGAAAGGAAACACAAUAAGAAACGACGACGGCACUCCAAGGAAACGAGAAAGCGAAAACGACGAAAACACUAUUCAUCUAGCAGCAGCGAUGAUGAUUCGUCCUCCCCAUGUAGCAGCAGCGAUGAUGAUUCAUCCUCCUAUCAUCGUCGAGACCGCAAUCGAAAGAAAGACCGCCACAAGAAACGACGGAAACGGUCGUCGUCCUCCUCCAAACGAAGGAGGCGUGAUAGAGAGGGCGAUUCCAAAGACAGAUCCGUAGUAUCCGAUAGCAAAGUCAAAGAAUGGAAGGAAGGCAAUCUGGAGCCAAUGCAUGCGCCGUCAAAGGUCGCAGCAGAAGUUCCUCCUCCAGUAGUGGACCAGCAAGCACCCCAAAAGGAUGACACUCCAAAGCGAAAAGCCAUGAUGGUACCAAUGUCCAAGGCAGAAUACGACAAGCAACAAUCACAAGUUCGACAAGUCUACGAUCCCGAAACUGGGAGGGUGCGAUUGGUCAAAGGUACGGGUGAGAUUAUUGAAUCGAUAGUGUCUCGAGCCGAUCAUCAACGGAUCAAUCAACAAGCGACGAGGGGAGAUGGGGCUAGCUUUGCUAGAAGUACCUUGACAGUGGCUGCAAAACAACGAAACUACUACCAGAGAUAG
Molecule: messenger RNA, 786 nt
Organism: Cylindrotheca closterium
Lineage: Eukaryota; Bacillariophyta; Bacillariophyceae; Bacillariales; Bacillariaceae
Source: the annotation of a GenBank genome assembly